This is a messenger RNA of Asterias rubens (European starfish), 3944 nucleotides long. RefSeq lists its product as uncharacterized. Gene Ontology annotation, biological process: photoreceptor cell maintenance; chaperone-mediated protein complex assembly. Gene Ontology annotation, molecular function: ATP binding. Bases 54 to 3449 code for a protein of 1131 amino acids. The transcript has 11 exons. NCBI's taxonomy places the organism in Eukaryota, Metazoa, Echinodermata, Asteroidea, Forcipulatida, Asteriidae. The record is from RefSeq and is a predicted model, not a curated record.
UCCUGGUAAAUUCCACCCACACCAAACAAUUUCCCCAAUAUUAAUCCGUCGUUAUGAAUAGAUUAUCAUCGUUGCAGGCAUUACAAACAAUAUGUUGCUCUGUGAGUUCAUUUCUCGGUCCAAACGAAAGAUUGAAGUGUAUUCUUGAAGAUGACGAGGACGGUCAUCUUGUGUCAAGCUGCUGUGAGCUGAUGUGUCAUCUUGACAUUGAGCAUCCAGUUGGCCACUUAGCGAUGGAGGCUUGUGCUUCACAUCAGAAGAUGCACGGCACAGGGUCAACCACCUUGAUGACAAUGGCUGGAUUCUGGGCAGCGGAAAUCCAAUUACUCCUCACUCAAGGUGUUCCAAUUCCGGCGAUCAUCAGGUAUGGAGAUGAAUGCCUGGAGCAGUGUCUAGACGCCUUGGAGACAAUCACCGUACCUUGCUCCAAUCUCACAAUUCCAAAGACUCAAACAUCCUUGGUUGAGACUCCCCUCACCCGUAUUGAAGAUGUCCACAAGACAUACACAGGAGGAGAUCGCCCCAUCAGCUUAGGUGAUAAACCACACAUGCCUUCUCAAAAGAGCCAGAGUAGCGAUUUCCAUGAACGUAAACUCCACAGUUCCACCACAGGUCACCUAACAGCCCAACGACAUGCUCUACAAUAUCCUCCCGACAGAUUCAACUCUACAGGUUAUCUAAAAGGAGAAUGUCUUGCUGAUAGAAUGGGAGCAUCCUCCCUGAAAACUGAGACGAGCAAUUUAGAAGAUUCCCAGAAGAUGUGCCGACCAAGUGAAAAAUCCAGCUUCUUACAAUUUCAUCCUUCAGAGGAUGAGGAUGGGUUUCAGGAAGUCAAUUUCACCAUCUCAGACUCUCAACAACCAGUAUGUCUUGAACAGAUGAAAGCAAAGUCUAAAGAAGACGCUCAAGUGGAAGCGGAUGAUAAUGAAGACGAAGUGUCUUGGUUCUUUGAAAGGGAAGAUGAACAUUCUGAGUAUACUUUAGAAAACCAUCUGUCAGAUUUGGAGUUGUUGUCGACAGGUUGUCCUGAGAGUCUUAGUCUUUUAACAGACACUCACCUUAGUUUGGUUGACUUUAAAGACACAUCUGCAAGACAAACUCAUUCCUUAGUUGGGACGACCACAAAUACAGAGGUGGAUGAGAUUGUUCAAGUUUGUGCUGAAGACGGCGGAGAAACAAGCGACGAGGAAAGUGAUGAGUUUGAUUCUUGUUUUCCGCCAGAAGAUGAAAAAGACGCUUUGCCGAGAGAUUCCAUUAUGUCAAAGAGCGAAGGAGUUAAAGAUGAUCACCAAUCAAGAAAACCAAGUGCAAUUCAGGAUUCUAUUCACAAGCUUUUGCAAGCCAAGCAAAACAAAAUUGCUCAGGAGAGAACGACCAAAGUGCAAAACAAUAGUAGACAUUUCAGAACGUUUGAAACUGUGACCGAUCAGAAUUCAGCUGGCAGUGAGGUUACAUACAGUAUCCAUGGCAUUGACUCUGCACUAGAAAGUGAAAAAAUCUCAGAGCGGGUUGAGGCUUCGCAAAGUCCAGCCAAUCAGCUGACUGCAUCCGGUAACCAUGGAUACAUUCAAACAAAUUCACAUGAUGCUCUCCAAUGUGAUGUUGCCUUGGAAACCACUGCUCCUCAAGAAACAAAGACGCCCGACGAUGCAGUACAAGAUCUAUUGAAGGCCAAACAUAAAAAGGCAGCUGCAACGAGACUAACCAAUGUUCGAAAUAGAAGUAGACAUUUUAAUGUGACCUUGGGUCAAAAUAAUUACCCUGAAAUGACCUUGCCACCAGGGAUCACAGAGCCUUCGUUGAGGAACUUAUUUCUUGACGAGAAGAUGCAUUUUCUUUCGAAGGAGCGGAGUGGGGUAGCUAUACCCCCAUCAAGGCCACAUUUUGCAACAAAUCUUGGUGGAGUAGAAGAGCCUGAUAUGUUGAAUCUUGGGUUUGGUUUGAGUCAUGGAGCUGAUGUAGAGAUGAGGAUGGUUAUGGAAGCUUUUCAGAUGCAGGCAGCUCAUCAUCAACUGAGUAACACAGAGAUGAUAUUUGACUUGAAUCGAAUCAGCGUGUGUACCAUCCAAGGACCAGCUGCCUCAGAGUCCCAUUUAGAGUCUGGGGCAUUAGUGAAAACAGAUAAUAUUCAACUGCCGUCGAUAACAGCAGCUUCAACGGGAGGGUCCAUUCAAGCUCUGAUUGUUAAUGGAGAUGCCACGCCCAACUUCCGACACAAAGGCUUCAAGAAGACCACAAAGGUGAAGGUAUUCACUGAAGGGACUCGACCGGCAGCGAAUCAAGAGAACUCUUGGCUAAGAGAUGUCAUAAAGAUCUUACAGGAGUUGAACAUCAAACUGAUCAUCCUCAAGGGUUGCUCAGACGAUGACCUCUUGGACUACUGUCUCACCAUGAAGGUCAUCCUACUCCAAAAUGUUCCCUACAGGACCCUACAGGCAUUGGGUGAAGCUUGCUUGGUUCCAAUCCUCAAGUACAUCGGUGACGCUACGAUGAGCGACGUUGCGUGUGGUAUAACUAUUGCUGGCUUGGAGUCAGGGUGGGUGGACAGAGCCAGAGUGUCUUCAAACGCACCCCAGAGGGCGGUAUACGCAAGGAUAUUCGUAAAAGGAAAGUUACUGCAGACUGGAGUGCUGAGUAACCCUGUCGUAAGUCUUGUCACAGCUUCAGAGGUUAGAUUCUGGAAGUGUGCACACAGGCUCAAGGACAUGGUGCAAUCCGGCCGAUGUCUCCCUGGAGCCGGUGUCCCUGAACGUACAGCGAUGAAGCGACUGCUGAAAAUGAAAGAACAAGGUCUUAAGUGUGGACACAAUACCAGUAUAUCUUGCUAUCGGGAACCUAUCACAUCGGCCUUCUCAAAUGGGUUUGUCGCCUACAAGCUUCAGAUUUUGAAAAACAUGGGGAGAGUAACUGACUUAUCCCAUGAAAAAACGUGUAUACUGCAUGGAAUUCAAGGAGACAGCUCAGAACCAGUUUAUGCCAGUUUCAUCCAGUCAGAUCCACAUCAGCAAAGUGAACCUGGAAUACAUGUAUUUGAAUACACAUCAAACUCGAAUGAAACAAUACAGGGGUAUGGACUGGAUCAAACCGGUUCUAGCCAGUCUGAACUAGAACUAACCGAACUUGAUGAUAUCAUCACUGAUGGAAGCAGCAAAUUCCACGAGACUCACAAGAACAACUUGUCCUCGUCAACAGGAAUGGUUAUAAACCCGAAGACUCGCACUCAACAAAAGUUGCCUUAUAAACGCAAUUUUAGUGAGAAGUUGGCAAGUUUUGAGGGUAGGGACGUUUAUGAUAGUUAUUCGGCGAAGAGAGCAGCGUGGGAAGGGGCCUGGGUGUUGUUGAAGACAGCAUUAAGAGUGGAUGCUCAUAUUGUAACAGGCUUACAGGAAUCUCACCAACAUGGUUCAUCAAUCAAUAAUGUCAACAAGGUUAGAGCGGUGAUUUUAUGAGGAAUGGAAGUGCACUUUUGGGACAGGGUAGGGUUGAAUACUUAUUUGAGGGUAUAAAUGUUGAGUCUUAUUACAUAGAGCAUGUAUCUAACAAUAAGGUACUCAAACACUUGAACAAAGGGAAAACAGUUAAUGAAGCACCAAAUAAAGGUUUGGUGCUGUGGUGAACUCAGCAGCCUCCCAGAAGCACCAAGCAAACCCCUUCUUACCCUGUAACCAGGUUAUUUUAGGAUCAUUCACUCACUCGCUCAGUCGACCCAAGUUGUCGUGUUGCCGCAUGUUUAGGUGCACUACUUAAAGCACAAGAUCUGUGGCUUGAGGGUGAGUGAUCUGAUGGGAGUUCAACUCAACAUUAAUUGAAUUCUGCGCGGAUUAAAUCAAUGUUUGCAAAUGAAUAAAAGUACAAUGUGCUCACAUAAUCAUUCCAACGCUUCUUCACCCAGGGGUAUAAAUGGGUACUUGCGACGGUAGAGGUUGAUAUUGUUUAUGAAAAGC